AUGGCUCACCAGCGCGGUCACCGCAACCCGGGCGACAUGGAGGUCGGUAUCAACGAUGUCUUCAUCCACGUCAACGACACCCCACACCUUGCCGAGCGUCCUGCUGCCCCCCAGUGGCUCACAACCUGGGAGUCCCGUCGCCCUACAUGGCUCAUGGAGAUGAUCUGUGAGGCAUUCGGUGUGGCACUCUAUUGCUGGUCCGGCCUGAACGCUACGGCGACAUUCUUUGUUUCGUCCGCCGCCAAGGAGACUGGCUUUGGCAGUCUGCAGACCAUUGCCUUUUGUUACGCCCUGGGUAUCAUGAUGGCCGUCAUUUUCUGUGGCCCCACCUCGGGUGCCCACCUGUCCCCCGGUGUGACCAUUUCAUUCGCCAUCUUCAAGGGCUUCCCUUGGCGCAAGGUUCCUCAGUACAUUUUCGCUCAGCUUGUCGGUGGCUUUGUCGGCUGCAUCUUCGUCUACCUCCAGUUCAAGACCCAGCUCGACGAAAUCACCGCACUCAUGGAGGCGGCCGGCGAGCACGCGGCCAUCUUCACGCCUUCGGGCCCCGCCGGUGUUCUUGCUCUCUUCAUGAACCCGGGCUACAAGAUCGGCUUUGUGUUCCUCAACGAGUUUGUCGCCUGCCUCGUCUUUGGCACCGUUGUCUUCUCGGUCCUCGACCCUUCCAACCACUUUGUCACCCCCUCGUCGGCUCCCCCCGUCAUCGGCUUCACUUUCUUCGUCCUUGUUUCCAGCCUGGGCAUGAACGGCAUUGCCCUUAACUCUGCUCGUGACCUCGGCGGCCGUUUCGCAGCCGGUGUCGUCUGGGGCAGCGAAUGCUUCCCCCCCGCAUACACCGCCCUCGCGGCCCUCACCAACAUCCUCGCCUUCCAGAUCGGUGCUCUCUUCCAGAUCCUCUUCCUCUCGGACACUAUCCGCCAGCCCACCGCUGCCGCCAUGGUGAUCCACCACGCCCAGACCGCCGAAAAGGAGGCACACCUCCAGCGUGUCCUCACCUCGCGCACCGACGGUAACGGUGGCCUCAGCCGCGUCCUGACUGGUGGCCUCAAGCGCACCGUCACCCCCAAGCCCGAGGUUGCCCACUACGAGACCAAGAAUGACUCGGACCUCUCGACCGUGUCUGCGGUUUAA
Molecule: messenger RNA, 1128 nt
Organism: Apiotrichum porosum
Lineage: Eukaryota; Fungi; Basidiomycota; Tremellomycetes; Trichosporonales; Trichosporonaceae
Exons: 4
Coding region: 1-1128 (375 amino acids)
Biological process (GO): water transport; glycerol transmembrane transport
Cellular component (GO): plasma membrane
Molecular function (GO): water channel activity; glycerol channel activity
Source: RefSeq, a predicted model, not a curated record